Molecule: messenger RNA, 2750 nt
Organism: Vitrella brassicaformis
Lineage: Eukaryota; Vitrellaceae
Source: the annotation of a GenBank genome assembly
CUGGCUGCACGCACAGAAUGUCGGUCAGGCGGUCGAUCUAGUCAUCUAAAUCACAGACACACGGCACGAGCAACCAGAAGGUCUCGACCAGGCAAUGCCAGGCCAUCCACGCAUCCAAACGUGUGCACGUCUGUCUACGCGUCCAUCCAUCCGUCCAUCCAUCCACGGAGUGCUACCUAUGCAGCAGACAGCCAGCAGGAAAUGGCGGUGGCUAGAUCGGUCAAGUAAGUAGUGGGUCGGCGCCCUGCGUGGCUUGCUUCUACACACUCCCUCCCCCCCUCCCUCCCCAUUGCCCCCAACACGCACAGCACACAUACGUUCAUCUUAUGAAUACACGUAUCGUAUCUAUGUAUAGAUGGGUGGGUGAAUGGAUAGAUGGAUAGAUAGCAGCUACGGCAGGAAAAGAGUACCCUGACACACACACACACACACACACUCGUGCGACCGUCGUGUGCCAUUGCCUCCCUCCGUCAAUCCCUUCCUCCCUCCCUCCCUGUCUGUCUGUCUGUCUGUGUAGGUACCGUUUGUAUCUCUUUAUUUAGAUGUCCUGCAGGUCGUCGUCCUUCUCCAUCUCGGCUAUCUCGCUCUCCAGCGCCUUCAGGUCCACUAGCUCGGGCAUCUCGCCCUCCUCCUCACCCUCCUCCUUGCCCUCCUCCUCCUCGGCAGCACCACCGCCCUCACCGCCCUCGCCCUCGCCCUCCUUCUCACCCUCACCGCCCUCAGCGGCCGCCGCGGCAGCUGCCUUGGCGGCUUCUUUCUCGGCGGCCUUGCGUUUCUUGUCCUCCUCCUUGGCCUUGAUCUUGGCCUGCAGGUCCGUCUGCUCCGCCAGCAGGGCCUUCUUGCUGUCGGUGAGGGUCUUGCGCCAGGCCACGUCCGCCUGCCGCACCUUGACCAACGCCGUGAGGAAGCGGUGGAGGGCCCCCAGGGGCGGGUGGGUCUUGUCGAUGUCCUCGAUGGUCGGGAAGGCCUCGACGGCCGCGGCUAUCUUGGCGAUGCGCUGUGUGGGGUGGGUGUAGGUCUUGACGCCCGUGGGGUCGUAUGCGAUGAGGUCGGCGAGGGGCUGCUCGCCCCAGAGGGCGCGGGUGGGCUCCCACGAUGGCUUGGUCUUGCCCGGCACCGACAUGGCCGACGGGGGGUGGCCCAGCACCGUCAAUGCCGUCGACACGAUCGGCACGUGGAAACUCUCACUAAGAAGCACAACAGGAGAACGGGGAAUGAGGGAACCGACAGGUCUGCACACUGAUCUCUCUAUGCGUGUCUGUGUUGUGUGGUGUGGUGUGGUGUGGCUGACUUACGGUAUCUUGUUGGUGGCGAGUUCGAGGAGGUGCGUCUGGAGGUGCUUGAGCAGCUGCGCCAUGCCCUGGUAGUGGGCCUUGAGUGAGGCCACCUUCUUGGCCUCGUCCGUCACAGCGACCCCCGCCUCCUCUAGCUUAGCCAUGGCCUCCUUCUCGCCCUCCUCUAUCACCUCGUUGACCACCUCCAGCCCCUUGGUCACGGCCUCCUGCGCCGCCCCCACCCACCCCUCCUCCCUCUCCUUGGCGGCCUCCCACACGGCGGCCUCCUCGGUGCGGCGCAGCGCCUCCCCCACACUGUCGGCUAUCUCCUCUAUGCACCCCACUACGGAUGAGGGCAGGGGCCUCGACUGGCCCAACGUGUCCAAACACAGGGCGUACUUGACCUCCACACCCGGCAACUCGGGCAGCGGGAUCUCCGGGACGGCCUCCUCGGGCUCCAUGGCCGCCUCGCCGCCCUCCUUCUCGCCCUCCCCGCCGCCCUCUGCACCGCCCUCCUCUCCUGCCCCUGCACCAGCGGCCUCCUUCUCGGCGGCUUUCUCGGCCUCCUCUGCCUCCUUCUCGGCGCGCUGUGCCCGCAGCUCGGCGAGCUUGGCGUCGCGCUCCUUGACGGCCUUGAUGUGCUCCACUGCUAUGUCGAUGCCGGCCGGGGAGAUGCACGACUGAUAGACGAUGGGGACAGCGAUGAAGGAGCCCAAUCGGGUCAUGUCGAAGAACUUGAUGGGCUGCAGGGGCGGGGUGGCGUCGAGCACGUCCUCUACGUACACCGAUGGGUAGGGGCGGCCCUUGGACUUGGAGGCCUGGCCCUCGGGGGCCUCCUCCUCCUCCUGACCCUCCUCUGCGACCACCUUCUCCCACACGCGCCAUGUGGCCCCCUGCCCCUGCGGCAGGCACGUGCCCACCAGGCCCUUGUGCGAUGCGCUGGCAUGCACGUACCGCACCACCGGCGCGGCCUUCUCCUCCUCGGUGGCAGCGGUGUCGAUGCCCUCACUGUCGGUGUCGAACAGGCCCACAUAGACGCCCGUGGCGUUGGUGGUCUUCUCCACACACUCGAUGGCCUUCUCCCAGGCACCCUCACCAACCCACUGGGCGGUCGAGAGGAACUCCGAGAGUGCAGUGACCUCGGGGUUGGGCCAGGGGCUCCAGGGCGUGGGCGGGAAGACCGGACCCACCGCCAGAGCAGUCAGAUCCUCGGCAGGAAGCUGCUGGGAUGGCUGGGAGGGCUCCUCUGCGGGUGGUUUGGGCGGCCGUGAGGGCUCCUUGACGUGCUCCUUGGCGUGUGUGCGGAGCCAUGUGGAGAGGAAUGCGACGGCAUCGACAGGCCGCUCUUUGGCUACGGCAGCGAUGGCCUCGGUCAGGAGCUGCCCGACGGUGGACUGGAGGUAGUCCACGGCGCCUGAGGGGUCGUCGCUGCUACUCGAUGACGACGCCAUCUCUCGCAAUUAUGCUAUGCUGGCA